This is a messenger RNA of Rangifer tarandus platyrhynchus (Svalbard reindeer), 306 nucleotides long. The record is from the annotation of a GenBank genome assembly. Lineage: Eukaryota; Metazoa; Chordata; Mammalia; Artiodactyla; Cervidae.
AUGAAAUUGGUACUUCCUGUGUCUCAGGACAGGGAGCUCAUCGCUCCCAUUUUACAGAUGAGGCUCAAAAACUUGUCUCUUGCUCCUGCAGGUCACAUAGACCUCUUUUCCCCAAAGUUCUACCACUCUGGCCUUAGUAAUCAUCCCCACCUUUUUCAUACCUAUCCCAUCUUCAAGGUGGAGCAUUUUUCAAAGCUCCCCAUGAAGCACAGGGGAAACUCCCUCCUCAUUUUACCCCCCCUGUCUCUAGUCCAUGCCGGCACUCCAACCACCUGCACUGUCAGACCUAUCUCUCCUGGGUGCUAG